Messenger RNA from Hemicordylus capensis (graceful crag lizard), 2139 nucleotides. RefSeq names its product peptidyl-prolyl cis-trans isomerase FKBP8-like. Lineage: Eukaryota; Metazoa; Chordata; Lepidosauria; Squamata; Cordylidae. The transcript is spliced from 9 exons. The record is from RefSeq and is a predicted model, not a curated record. Gene Ontology annotation, molecular function: peptidyl-prolyl cis-trans isomerase activity; protein binding. Bases 189 to 1421 code for a protein of 410 amino acids.
CACGGGGCGGGGGGUGGCGGAGAGGUCCUGUUAUGGGGUCAGCUGCACAGCGCAGAAGUAUUUGGGACGGGCUGCCUCUUGCAGGAGCUGCAAAAGCAGUUGCUGGGGCCCUGCAGUGGGGAGGGGAGACCCCUUCCUAGUUUAGGCGACCCCCGCAGCUCGGCUGAUCCGUCCCGUGCGGCCACGCCAUGGCUUCCGGCGGGGACAGCUUGGAGGACAUUUCGCCAGACUGGGCCAGCACCGGCCUCGUGGACCUGACCUCUCCUGAGCUGGCAAAAGCCAGUGCCUCCUUGCUCGACAGCGGAGAGGACUUUGAAGUCCUGGACGACGAGGACGGGGAAGAGGACCUGAGCGACCUGCCUCCGCUGGAGGACAUUCCCGCCAACAAAGUUCCGGCAGCCAAAGAUGAAGGCCAGGCGACUGCCUCUGAGGAGAGUGUAGAAGCUGUGGAGUGGAUGGACGUAUUGGGGAGCGGCUUGUUGAAGAAGAAAGUCCUCAUCUCAGGCCAGGGCCGGGAGAGCCGUCCUGUCAAGGGCCAGGAUGUUACCAUCUGGCUAAAAGUGGCGCUGGAGGAUGGUACGGCUGUGGAGGAGAAUCCUGAUCUCACCUUCACGCUGGGCGACUGUGACGUCAUCCAGGCUUUGGAUCUCAGUGUGCAGCUGAUGGAGAUGGGAGAGACGGCCCUGAUUACAUCUGAUGCAAAAUAUUGUUUUGGCCUGCAGGGGAGAAGCCCCGACAUCCCACCCAACGCAGCCCUUGCCCUCGAAGUGGAGCUGUUGGCCGCACAGGAUGCCCCCGACUUGGAGCUACUCGGCGGGAAAGAGAAGGCUGAGCUCGCCAAUCGGAAGAGGGAACGUGGCAACGUCCACUACCAGCGAGCGGAUUACGUGCUGGCCAUCAACUCCUACGACAUCGCCCUGAAAGUCGUCGGCUCCAAUUCAAAAGUCGACUUCACCCCGGAAGAGGAAGCUGAACUGUUGGAAGUGAAGAUUAAAUGCCUGAACAAUUUAGCUGCUUCUCAGCUUAAGCUGGACCAUUACGAGGCCGCACUGAGAUCCUGCAGCCAAGUGCUGGAGCAGCAACCAGACAACAUCAAGGCCCUCUUCCGGAAAGGGAAGGUCUUAGCCCAGCUAGGCGAGUACAGCGAAGCGAUCCCCAUCUUAAAAGCCGCUUUGAAGCUGGAGCCUUCUAACAAGACCAUCCACGCGGAGCUCUCCAAGUUGGCCAAGAAGCAUGCCGACCAAAAGAGCGUGGAGACGGAGAUGUACCGCAAGAUGCUGGGGAACACCGGCUCCAGCAGCGCCCCCACCAAGUGUAAAGAUAAAUCGCCCCGGUCAAUUCCUUGGAAGUGGCUGUUUGGUGCCACUGCCGUGGCCCUGGGGGGCGUAGCCUUGUCCGUUGUCAUCGCUGCCAGAAACUAGAGCCAUCUGCUGACGGAAGCUUUGAAGAGCUGGACCAGAAGACCAGCCCCCCCUUCUCCCCUCUCCCCACCCCACUUGGCCCUCGAUGACCAGUAUACAACUUGGACUACGGAUUUGUUGGGGGCAUGGCUCCCCCCAUAGAGAUUCCACCCACCACUGCCUGAAUUGCUACAGAGGUGGAGUUCCAGGAGCGGGAAAGAGGGGCCCGGCAGUGUGGGGGCAAUUUUGGCCUAGAAAACUGGAACGCAUUGGACGCUCCAUGCCAUUCUGUGUGCAUGGGGGUUCACCCACCGCCCUUAUUUGUUUUCAAUCAGCUCCACAACCUUGCGGAUGGGGGUGAGGUUGACCAUGAAAUUUAGGGAGAGGAGAAGCCCAUGACUACUGAGGUAGAAAGCGCGUAGAGGUGGAUGUACUUAGGGGCUGUUUUAGGCUGUUUUAGCGAUGCUCAGGGCUGUUUAACAGCCUCUUCUUCCCCCUCCUUUUUUUGGUAAGCUGUUUUAGAAGGGGGGAACAGAAGGGAUCACCGGCGGAUCGUGACCUCUUCUGGCUCUGCUGACUCCCUGCCCAAAAGAUGGGGGGCUUCUCCCAACCCCAGCCAAGUUCUACAUCACCUGGAUAUAGAAAAGAUAUAUAUAUAUUUUGCCUCUAUCAAGAUUAAACUGUGAAAAAACCAAAAUAGAUCCAUCUUCUAAUAAAGGCAGUUCUGAAUAGGGUUGCA